CAGAGGAAAUGGUUUCGGCGGUGGUCAACCUUCUAGCUCUUACGGAGCACCAUCCAAUGGACUCGGUGGAAACGGAGGUUCAGGUGCCGGAAGACCAUCCAGCAGUUACGGAGCACCUGGUGGAGGAAAUGGUUUCGGUGGUGGUCAACCUUCCAGCUCUUACGGUGCACCGUCCAAUGGACUCGGUGGAAACGGAGGUUCAGGUGCCGGAAGACCAUCCAGCAGCUACGGAGCACCUGGUGGGGGAAAUGGUUUCGGUAGUGGUCAGCCUUCUAGUUCUUAUGGUGCACCGUCCAAUGGACUCGGUGGAAACGGAGGUUCAGGAGCCGGAAGACCGUCCAGUAGUUACGGAGCACCUGGCGGAGGAAAUGGUUUCGGUGGUGGAAGCAACGGAGCUGGCAAGAACGGAUUCGGCGGUGCUCCAUCGAACAGCUACGGUCCUCCAGAAAACGGAAAUGGUUUUGGUGGUGGCAAUGGAGGUGGAUCUCCAUCGGGUCUCUAUGGACCUCCUGGAAGAAACGGUGGAAACGGCGGGAACGGUGGAAACGGUGGCAAUGGAGGACGGCCAUCGAGUAGUUACGGAACGCCUGAGAGAAAUGGAGGAAGACCAUCGGGUCUUUAUGGACCACCAGGUAGAAAUGGAAAUAACGGCGGCGGAAAUGGAGGAUAUAACGGUGGCAAUGGUGGAUAUCCAUCAGGAGGACCGGGUAGUAACGGGGGUGGCAAUGGUGGAUAUCCUUCUGGAGGUCCUGGUGGCAAUGAUGGCUAUCCUUCUGGAGGUCCCGGUGGUAAUGGCGGCGGCAACGGUGGUUAUCCUUCUGGACCAGGUGGAAAUGGUGGCGGUAACGGAGGUUACGGGGAAGAUGAAAAUAACGAACCAGCAAAGUACGAAUUCUCUUAUGAAGUCAAGGACGAGCAGUCCGGAGCUGAUUAUGGCCAUACGGAAAGCAGAGACGGGGAUCGCGCACAGGGAGAGUUCAAUGUUCUGCUUCCUGAUGGCAGAAAACAAAUCGUUGAGUACGAAGCUGAUCAAGAUGGAUUUAAACCUCAAAUUAGAUACGAAGGUGAAGCGAAUGGCCAAGGAUAUGGUUCUGGUGGACCAGGAGGCAAUGGUGGAGAUAAUGGAUACCCAAGUGGCGGACCUAACGGAGAUGGAGCCGGAGGGUAUCCGUCGGGAAGACCAGGUGGUGACAAUGGCGGUUACAGAAACGGAAAUAACGGUGGCAACGGUGGCAACGGUGGCAACGGUGGAAACAAUGGAGGAUAUCCAUCCGGAAGUGGUGGCGACGCAGCGGCUAACGGAGGAUAUCAAUACUAAAUGUUCAUCUAAGUGUAGUAAUAUAUAUCGCGUGUAUUACAAAAGGGGAAUACAUAGGGCAACGUUUAUCAUAACGCAUGGGAUAGUUUCUGUCUGGAACAGUAAGAACGCAACUGUAAUUGUGAGCGAUGAUAAUUUUAGUACGAUCGAAUUUUGAUAUCGAUCUUUACUAUAUUUAAUCGUUUUAGGACACUUACAAUUGAACGAUCAUAGAAUGAAAAGAAUGAUCACUCGUUUAACAUUGAAAACAGGCAGUUUUCAUAUUGCAAUGCUUCGUUUGUUUCAGACGUAGUAUCCUUCCUAGUAUAAAAGGAAUAACUAUUCAUAGGAUAAACAUAAAGACCUCAAAGUCAAUCCUUAGAAAUGAACGAUAUUGUUAGCUGUUAAUCGCAUACUUCUUGAUAUAUUCAUUUAUAACGGAAUUCACGUGCAAUAAUACUAACAAUAUCGUUUAAUAAACUUAGCAAACGCAGUGUCAUUACUUUUUAAAUCAAUUUCUCUUUCAGUAUAUAUAAUAAGACUCGUAAAUGAAUUGGUUAUCAUUAUAUAUACCAUUUGCGAUUUUUAUACGUGUGCAAUACUCGUCUUCUUCGAAAUAACUAUAAUUUCUUUAACAUUUGAUGAUCUAUCUAUGAUUUUAUAACUACCACCAGAUGUAUACUAAUUUUUAACGUUUGUUAAGAUAUUGUAUUUAUUACUAUUUAUCAUACUAUAUAUAUAUAUAUAUAUUUUAACGAUGUUUAAAAUGUAGCUGUAGAAACAAACGUCCGCAUAAAUAAAAAUUGCGGUAGGCCAUAAUGUGUUCAGUGUUCAGUCUUUCACUUACACCUUUCACGCUAUGUAAACGUUAUUCUACUACAAUUUAUAUGAAUAUACAUAUGUAUAUAUACAUAUAUAUUAUAUGAAUAUAUAUAUACAUACAUAUGUUUGUGUAUAAUCAUUUAAAUGAUCAAAAAAGAAAUGUGUACGCGAAGUAAUAAUAUUAAUCAUAUUUUUAUAUUAAUGAAGCACUUGUUUGUAAUGUAAUUAUCGUAUUAGAUGCUUAUGUACAUAUAAUCUGCUUCUUUCGUAUUUAUAAAUCAAAUUUCUAGGUUUCAUAUGAUAGCAAA
This is a messenger RNA of Bombus impatiens (common eastern bumble bee), 2427 nucleotides long. Its product is annotated as pro-resilin. The transcript is spliced from 3 exons. The record is from RefSeq and is a predicted model, not a curated record. NCBI's taxonomy places the organism in Eukaryota, Metazoa, Arthropoda, Insecta, Hymenoptera, Apidae. Gene Ontology annotation, cellular component: extracellular matrix. Bases 9 to 1475 code for a protein of 488 amino acids.